Messenger RNA from Drosophila gunungcola (fruit fly), 6632 nucleotides. It is a transcript of the gene DNApol-theta, whose product is annotated as DNA polymerase theta. The transcript is spliced from 7 exons. Gene Ontology annotation, molecular function: ATP binding; DNA binding; DNA-directed DNA polymerase activity. Lineage: Eukaryota; Metazoa; Arthropoda; Insecta; Diptera; Drosophilidae. Bases 102 to 6632 code for a protein of 2176 amino acids. The record is from RefSeq and is a predicted model, not a curated record. Gene Ontology annotation, biological process: DNA-templated DNA replication; double-strand break repair via alternative nonhomologous end joining.
UACACGGUCACACUGAGCCCGCGUCGUUUUGUUUUUUGUUUAUUUUUUUUGGUUGCCAAUUCAACUAUUAUAUUUUAUGAAUAGUUGAAAUCUUAAAUGUCAUGGCGUUUUCGCAGUCAUUUAAUUUCGGGAACAGCACCUUCAUGGAGCUGGAAAAGGGUAUGCAAGCGGCCGGAAAGGAGAAUACGCACUCUGGAAAUGCCAAUGUCAAAGGAGCAAUUGCUGGCAAGGAUUCGAAGGUGGCCAGCCAGGAUAACUACUCGGAGUUUUUCCGCGACGAGUUCUCCUACGAAGUCAAUCAGGCCAAGAAGCCCCCGGAGCAGUCCCUGAUCAACUUGUCCCAGGUUGUGGAGCAUCUGGAAGGAGUUUCCCACCGGGACUCCGGAGAUGUGAGCACCUCAUCCGCAUUCGAUGCCCAAAUUUGCACGGAAGAUGUGUUCGAUACGGAGGACAAGGACAAUGACAAGGUGCUUCCCAAUCUGGACGAGAGUAGCUUCCUUUGCCCCGCCCAGGAUGCGGAGGCUUCCCAACAGCUCAAGGAGGACAUUCUGCGCAGUCGGUGCGUCCUGGCCAAGCAGAGUGGCUACCAGGAAACCUCGCGGAUCAGCCAGAACCUGAGCAGCAUGUCCCCAAACCAACUGCGAGUGUCACCCAACUCGUCCAGCGUUCCUGAAGCGGCGGUGCCCGUGAGUAGAGACCCACCUCCCGACCUGGAGUCCCUCAAAUCCAUAGCCGCGUGGAACCUGCCCCACAGCAUUCAGGCUGAGUACCAGAAGAAGGGCGUCGUCCGAAUGUUCGACUGGCAGGUGGAGUGCCUCUGCAAGCCAAGGGUGCUCUUCGAGCACUGCAACCUCGUGUACUCCGCACCCACGUCGGCGGGCAAGACGCUGGUCAGCGAGAUCCUGCUGCUGAAGACCGUCCUGGAGCGCGGCAAGAAGGUGCUGCUAAUCCUGCCCUUCAUCUCGGUGGUGCGCGAGAAAAUGUUCUACCUGCAGGAUUUGCUCACGCCGGCCGGCUACCGCGUGGAGGGAUUCUACGGGGGCUACACACCUCCCGGCGGCUUUGAGAGCCUCCAUGUGGCCAUCUGCACCAUCGAGAAGGCCAAUUCGAUUGUGAACAAACUGCUGGAGCAGGGCAAACUGGACUCGAUAGGCACCGUGGUGGUCGACGAGGUGCAUCUCAUUUCGGACAAAGGACGCGGCUACAUACUGGAACUGCUGCUGGCCAAGAUCCUGUACAUGUCGCGACGCAAUGCCCUGCAGAUCCAGGUGAUCACCAUGUCCGCCACCCUGGAAAACGUGGAACUGCUGAAGAGCUGGCUGGACGCCGAACUGUACAUCACAAACUACCGUCCGGUGGCUCUCCAGGAAAUGAUCAAGGUGGGCACCAAGAUCUUCGACCAGCAGCUGAAGUUCCUGCGCGAUGUAUCGCAGCAGAAGGAGAUGCGUCAAGCCUUAGGCAACGAUUCCGACGAUGUGGCCCUGCUCUGCAUUGAGACGCUGCUGGAGGGCUGCUCCGUCAUCGUGUUUUGCCCCUCAAAGGACUGGUGCGAGAACCUGGCCGUCCAGCUGGCCACUGCCAUGCAUGGUCUCAUCAAAUCCGGAUCCGAACUGGGCCUGCGUCUGCGGGCCAAUCUCAAUCCGGCGGCCAUUGAGGAGGUGAAACAGCAAUUAAGGGAUAUCCCCACAGGUCUCGAUGGGGUCAUGUCCAAGGCUGUUACCUACGCCUGCGCCUUUCACCAUGCCGGUCUGACCACGGAGGAGCGAGAUAUUGUCGAGGCCUCCUUCAAGGCGGGAGCGCUAAAGGUUCUGGUGGCCACCAGCACACUGAGCUCCGGUGUUAAUCUGCCUGCUAGGCGAGUGCUCAUCCGAUCGCCUUUGUUCGGGGGCAAGCAGAUGAGCUCCCUGACUUACCGCCAGAUGAUCGGACGAGCAGGGCGCACGGGCAAGGACACGCUGGGCGAGUCCAUCCUCAUUUGCACGGAGAGCAACGCCCGAAUUGGCCGAGAUCUGGUCUCGGCGCAGCUGCAGCCCAUUACUUCCUGCCUGGAAAUGGACGGAAGCACCCACUUGAAACGCGCUCUUCUGGAGGUAAUAUCUUCUGGUGUGGCUAGUACGAAACAGGACAUUGACUGUUUUGUGAACUGCACGCUGCUGAGUGCCCAGAAGGCCUUGGAGGCGAAAGAGCAAUCGCCGGAGGAUGACUCUGACUCCCACUACAUCAGCGACGCCCUGGACUUCCUUGUGGAGUACGAGUUCGUGCGCCUGCAAACGGAUGAGGAGGCGGAGACCACGGCCUAUGUGGCCACUCGACUGGGUGCCGCCUGUCUGGCUUCUUCAAUGCCGCCCACUGACGGCCUCAUUCUCUUUGCGGAGCUGCAGAAAUCUCGUCGCUGCUUUGUGCUGGAGUCUGAGCUCCAUGCUGUCUACCUAGUGACGCCCUACUCCGUGUGCUACCAGCUGCAGGACCUCGAUUGGUUGAUUUAUCUGGACAUGUGGGAGAAACUAAGCCCGGCCAUGAAGAAAGUGGGUGAACUGGUGGGGGUGAAGGAAGCAUUCCUCGUGAAGGCAAUGCGUGGCCAAACGAAACUGGACUACAAGCAGAUGCAGGUGCACAAACGUUUCUACACGGCUCUAGCCCUGCAGGAGCUGGUAAACGAGACGCCCAUAAACGUGGUGGUGCACAAGUUCAAGUGCCACCGCGGCAUGCUGCAGAGUCUGCAGCAAAUGUCCUCCACGUUCGCGGGCAUUGUCACGGCCUUCUGCAACUCCCUGCAGUGGUCAACCCUCGCCCUGAUCGUGUCCCAGUUCAAGGAUCGACUCUUCUUUGGCAUCCACAGGGAUCUAAUCGACCUAAUGCGGUUGCCCGAAUUGUCGCAGAAGAGAGCACGAGCUCUUUUCGAUGCAGGAUUCACCAGCUUGGUCGAGCUGGCCGGCGCCGAUGUCUUGGAGUUGGAGAAAGUGCUCUAUAACUCGCUCAGUUUCGACUCCGCGAAGCAGCACGACCACGAGAACGCGGAGGAAGCGGCCAAGCGCAAUGUGGUGCGGAACUUCUUCAUCACAGGAAAGGCGGGCAUGACCGUGGGUGAAGCUGCCAAACUGCUCAUUGGCGAGGCUCGCCAGUUUGUUCAGUACGAGAUCGGAGUGGGCAGCAUUAAGUGGACCCAAACGCAGCCGGAGGUGAGUUCAGAAGGCGAGUCGGUAAACAGUGGCGAGGUGGUGGAUAUUCACAUGUCGCUGGAGGAGGAGCAAGUCCGAAACCAGCCGCCAAUAAAGCGAAAGCUUUCAAGCGAGGAAAAAGGUAUCGCCGAAGGUGCCUCCACCCACAAGAUUCCCAAACUGAAUCCACUGAAGGAACAAAAAAAUAUAUCACAAAAUAGCCUUCUAGGCGGAGCUGUUAACCGGACUGAAAGUAUUGCUAGCCAAAGGAAUAUAACCAAAACUCCCUUAGGAUCAAUCCCAAAUCAUUCCGACGGAUUGAAGGCAAAUAGUUUAAAGCCUAAAGAGAAGGCACCGGAAACAUUAGAAACUCGACAGAUUGUUGCCAACAGCAAUGGUCAAUCGUCUGAGAAGCCUUUGGAGAAGGUGGAGAGCCGAGGCCACAUUAAGUUUGAUCCGGUUAUAAGAUCUGCUGAAAAGAACACGGUUAAUACUAGGUCUGUGGUUGCUAUCAACGGGACACAACCGGGAACAGUUGAUAAAGCUCAAGAGAAGGUGCCAUCGUACUCUAGUUUGCCUAAUCAAAUACAAAGUAACUCAAGCGGGGACUUGCCAAAACAAAUCCAGAGACAAGGCUCGGAGAUUAAAAAGGAGAGUUCUGAUAACCCACCUGCAAUCGAAGAGAAACCCACUACCAGUCACAAUGCCCGGAAGGAGAUGCUUAGAAAGGAAAUGGCCGAACGUCGAAGGAUUGCAUUAAUGAAGAUUCAGCAAAAAUGCGCAGAAAGGGAGAGCCAGCAAAAAGAUCAGCACAUACAGACAGCAAAAUCUACACACCUUCCCCCUGACCACAUCCCAAGUAGUAAGGCGACCCGAAACAGUCCAGAUCUGGGAACACCAAACCGAAAUACAGUAGUCAGCAAGGCAAUGCCAUUCAAAACGCCUGCCAGCGCAAGUAGAGAAUCUUCGGGAACCCCCACUAGUGGGCCAAGUAGAAUGUCAUCUCCUCAACUGCCCCGCAGAAGUCCACGAAAUCACAAUCCAUCCCCGACCACCACUCCGAAUCGCACUGCCUCAAGGAAGACUUCCACCGCUUCCACCGCAGAGCAGGAUCUGUUCAUGGCCGACGACUCCUUCAUGCUGAACACCGGACUAACUGCUGCUCUCACGGCCGCCGACAGCAAGCUCCCUGUUUCCUUGGAGGCGGAUGAGAUCCCCAGCUCGCAGCCCAAGGAACCAGAGGUGAUCAGUGCCCUGACUCCACAUGCAUCGCGGAUGAUGCGCUCCUACCAGCUGCGUUCGCAGCGCUUGCAGAGCCCCAGUGCCAGAUCGACUGGCAGUGCAACCGGAGCCUCGACCAGUGAAACCGAAUCGGAAUCGAAAGUCCAGUCCUCCAGUGCGGCUUCCUCUUUGGAACUCUCGGACAUGUCCAUGGAGAACUCGUUAAUGAAAAACCCCAUGCAGCUGAAUGCAUCGCACAUCCUGAGCUGUUCCAAGGCUGAUGACAGUGCUUCCAGCUUCGCGUCCAUAGACAUAAUCGACGUGUGCGGAAACAGGCAGUUGUUCCAGGGCGCCCUCAUGGAGCUCCACGAGGCCACGCGUUGCGGCUUCAGCGUGGGCCUGCAGGCGCAGGCGGGCCGGCAGAAGCCCCUGAUCGGUGGCCACCUGCUGAUCAACCAGGUGGCGGCGGCCGAGCAGCGGGAGGCGGCUGGCGGCAGGCAGGUGCUCUUCCAGGUGGACGACAGCAGCUUCAUCGCCGGCCUAUCCUUCUGCCUGGCGGACAAUGUGGUCUACUACAUGAGCCUGCAGGAGGAGGUGCAGGCGAGGGGCCAGGUAGUGCCCACCAGCCUGAAGGUGCAGGAGCUGUGCAAGCUGAUGGCUCGGAAGGAGCUCACGCUCAUCAUGCACGAUGGCAAGGAGCAGCUGAAGAUGCUGCUCAAGGCAAUGCCGCAGCUGGAGAAGAUCAGCGUCAAACUGGAAGACCCCAAAGUGGGCAACUGGCUGCUGCAGCCGGACAAGACAAUGAGGUUUCACAACAUGUGCCAGCAAUUCGCUCCAGAGUGCACUGCGCUGGCCGAUCUCUGUGGCAGUGGUCGUGGCUACAGCAGCUACGGCCUAGACACCUCCAGUGCCAUUCUUCCCAAGAUCAGGGCGUCCAUCGAGGCCUGUGUGACAGUGCACAUCAUCAAGGGCCAGACCGAGAAUCUUGAGAGGAUCGGCAAGGGUGAAUUGCUGAAGUUCUUCCAAGAUGUCGAGAUGCCCAUUCAAAUGUCUCUUUGCCACAUGGAGUUCGUGGGCUUUCCGGCCAAGCAGCAACGCCUGCAGCGGCUCUUCCAGCAAAUGGUGGCCGUCAUGAAGAAGCUGGAGGUAAAGAUCUACGAGCAGCACGGCUCCCGCUUCAAUCUCGGCUCGACGCAGGCCGUGGCCAAGGUGCUGGGACUGCACCGGAAGCCCAACGGACGGGUGACCACCUCGCGCCAGGUGCUGGAGAAGUUGGACUCGCCCAUCUCGCUGCUCAUACUGGGCCACCGAAAGCUGGGCGGGCUUUUGGCCAAGAGCAUUCAGCCGCUGCUCAAGUGCUGCCAGGCGGACCGAAUCCAUGGCCAGAGCAUCAGCUACACGGCCACGGGUCGCAUCUCCAUGACGGAACCGAAUCUGCAGAAUGUGGCCAAGGACUUUGCAUUGAAAGUGGGGCCGGAUGCCAUCAAUAUAUCCUGUCGAUCGGCAUUCGCACCCCAGGACGAGGGGCGAUGCCUCCUCUCAGCGGACUACUGUCAACUGGAAAUGCGAAUCCUGGCCCAUCUGUCCCAAGACAAGGCUCUGCUGGAGGUGAUGAACUCGCCGCAGGACCUGUUCACGGCCAUUGCGGCGCGCUGGAACCGCAUAGACGAGUCCGAGGUGUCGGAGCCCAUUCGCAACGGCACCAAGCAGAUCUGCUACGGCAUUGUCUACGGCAUGGGCAUACGCAGCCUGGCCGAGUCCCUCAAGUGCCAGGAGCAGGAGGCGCAGAUGGUGUGCGAGCAGUUCCACCAGGCCUACAAGGGCAUACGGGAGUACACGCAGAAGGUGGUCAAGUUUGCCCGCAACAAUGGCUACGUGGAGACCAUCAUGGGCCGUCGCCGCUACCUGGACCACAUCAACAGUCCCGAAGAGCAGAUGAAAAAUCAGGCUGAGCGCCAGGCCAUUAACUCCACCAUUCAAGGCGGUGCUGCGGAUAUUGCGAAAACGGCCAUUUUGAAGAUGGAGAAGAACAUGGCCCGCUACCGAGGAAAACUGGGCUUGGGGGAGCAAUCGGUUAACCUGGUCAUGCAUCUACACGACGAACUAAUCUUUGAGGUGCCAGCCGACAAGGCCAAGAAAAUAGCCAAAGUGCUCAGCCUCACCAUGGAGAACUGCGUUAAACUUAGUGUGCCGCUCAAGGUUCGGCUGAAGAUCGGACGCAGCUGGGGUGAACUGCAGGAGAUUAGGGUGUAG